Messenger RNA from Ascochyta rabiei, 780 nucleotides. RefSeq lists its product as uncharacterized. Gene Ontology annotation, molecular function: DNA-binding transcription activator activity, RNA polymerase II-specific. Bases 1 to 780 code for a protein of 259 amino acids. Gene Ontology annotation, biological process: regulation of transcription by RNA polymerase II. The transcript is spliced from 2 exons. Lineage: Eukaryota; Fungi; Ascomycota; Dothideomycetes; Pleosporales; Didymellaceae. The record is from RefSeq and is a predicted model, not a curated record.
AUGGAAGUCUUCCGUGACUGGACCGUCAACAAGGCCUUGGAGUAUUCCUACCUUAUGGAUAUACUACUUGCAUUCACCUCUCUUCACAGCGCAAGCGAAGCGACAGGGACGAUUGAGACGUACAUCCACGUCACUGCAGCGCUCCACUACCAGAAUCAGAGUAUUGCCGAGCUCAAUCGAGGUCAGUCGCUGGUCAGGAUUACUGAAGAGACCUGUGAGUCUGUUGUUCUGGCUACUGCUCUCAAUGCCAUUUGCACUUUGCUGGCAUCGAUGGUCCCGGCAGCAUCAGACGAGCGACUGGAUCCUAUGCCUGAGGUGAUGCUGCGGGUUAGGAGUGAAUUGGCGCGUAUCUUCAGAAGUCCUACCGUCCAGAAGAUCGAGGAUAGCAGACUUAUUACUGCGGACAAAGUACGAGCGCUGAGCGAUGCGGGACUAGCGAACAUGGAUCAGGACGAUACUGCGACUCCCUUUGUACGCAGCGCGCUGCAGAAGAUAGAGAAGGCAUAUGCCGAUAACAAUGGUCGAUCGAUCUUCGGAUGGUUAGUCAUGAUCGAGGCUGAGUUCUUUCACAAAGUCGGGUCAGGCGAAACUGCAGCUAUGGUGACACUGGCGUGUUGGGGCACACUUACGUUUGCGUUGGAGGAAGUUUGGUGGACAAGAUACGCCGGUAAGCGGAUUGUUGAAGAUCUGUUCGCCCAACUGAAUGGUCGUGAUAGCCGAUGGAACGAGGGUCUGCAGUGGUGUUAUAGGCAAGUUGGGAUAUGCGGCAAAGUCGAUUGA